Messenger RNA from Chaetura pelagica (chimney swift), 1213 nucleotides. RefSeq names its product tubulin beta chain. The transcript has a single exon. The record is from RefSeq and is a predicted model, not a curated record. NCBI's taxonomy places the organism in Eukaryota, Metazoa, Chordata, Aves, Apodiformes, Apodidae. Gene Ontology annotation, molecular function: GTPase activity; GTP binding; structural constituent of cytoskeleton. Gene Ontology annotation, cellular component: microtubule; cytoplasm. Gene Ontology annotation, biological process: microtubule cytoskeleton organization; mitotic cell cycle. The coding region runs from base 162 to 1061 and encodes 299 amino acids.
GUCAGAGCGGAGCAGGAAACAACUGGGCAAAGGGCCAUUAUACGGAAGGUGCUGAAUUAGUUGAUUCCGUGUUAGAUGUUGUAAGAAAGGAGGCAGAAAGCUGUGAUUGUCUGCAGGGCUUUCAGCUUACUCACUCCCUCGGUGGUGGUACAGGCUCUGGCAUGGGUACCCUCCUCAUCAGCAAAAUCCGUGAAGAGUACCCAGACAGAAUUAUGAACACGUUCAGUGUCGUGCCCUCCCCUAAAGUCUCAGAUACUGUAGUAGAGCCCUACAAUGCCACCCUCUCGGUGCACCAGCUGGUGGAGAACACAGAUGAAACCUACUGUAUUGAUAAUGAAGCCCUCUAUGACAUCUGCUUCAGAACACUGAAGUUAACCACCCCAACCUACGGUGAUCUGAACCAUUUGGUGUCGGCCACCAUGAGCGGUGUCACCACCUGCCUGCGGUUCCCGGGCCAGCUCAACGCUGACCUGAGGAAGCUGGCAGUCAACAUGGUCCCCUUCCCCCGUUUGCACUUUUUCAUGCCUGGUUUUGCCCCUCUCACCAGUCGUGGGAGCCAGCAGUACCGUGCUUUAACCGUGCCAGAGCUCACGCAGCAGAUGUUUGAUGCCAAGAACAUGAUGGCUGCCUGCGACCCCCGCCACGGCCGCUACCUGACGGUGGCCGCCGUCUUCAGGGGCCGCAUGUCCAUGAAAGAGGUGGACGAGCAGAUGCUCAACGUUCAGAACAAAAAUAGCAGCUAUUUUGUAGAAUGGAUCCCUAAUAACGUUAAAACAGCCGUCUGUGACAUUCCACCUCGUGGCCUGAAAAUGUCUGCCACCUUCAUUGGCAACAGCACAGCCAUCCAGGAGCUGUUCAAACGCAUUUCUGAGCAGUUCACCGCCAUGUUCCGCAGAAAGGCUUUCCUGCACUGGUACACGGGGGAGGGCAUGGACGAGAUGGAGUUCACAGAGGCUGAGAGCAACAUGAACGACCUGGUGUCUGAGUAUCAGCAGUACCAGGACGCCACAGCUGAGGAGGAGGGGGAGUUUGAGGAGGAGGGGGAGGAAGAGGCAGAGUAAAAGCUAUGCAGAUGAUGAGCACGUGUAAAUUUUGUUUAAAGCUGUACGAACUCUUUCAUUCUGAACUUCUCUGUCCGUGUUGUGUUCCUUUUCCUGUUUCCAAGUCACUUCUGAUGCUGUACAGGCACCAUUAAAGCAUUUUUCACAGUGCA